AUGGCUAUUUGGUUGGAGCUGCCGCUCCACUCUCAGUGCUCAUCCUUUCUUGCACUUGCCUCUGACUUGUUGCAGCUAUUAGUUGGGGGAUCAUUAGCUGACCACAAAUUUUUAUUCCUUGGUGCUGGAAAGGUCGACACUGGCAUAGCAGAACUGAUAGCCCUUGAAGUUUCCAAACAGAUUUUUAGCCUACUAUUUGUUUUGAUUUAA
Prunus armeniaca (apricot) is the source of this 210-nucleotide messenger RNA. NCBI's taxonomy places the organism in Eukaryota, Viridiplantae, Streptophyta, Magnoliopsida, Rosales, Rosaceae. The record is from the annotation of a GenBank genome assembly.